AUGUUAAAACCAGCGUACGAGGUAAAUUAGUUGUUAAAGUUGUCGUCAAUUUGGUUGAAAUUUAUAACUCUGGCAAGUCCAACUUAAAAUUAAGUUAUGUCGGUGUCCAGUGUUCUUGUUUUUAUGUUGGUUUACUUGUUCUCAGAGCGGAAAUUGUGAGUAGAAAUGUAUAUAACCUACUCGGCUCAAGCAUAAUAUCAGUCCAUGAUUUUAAAAGCCCUUCGUAGCUCCGGCAAAGUCGAACACGUGGCGGUUUCUGAAAUACAAGCGAAACUCAGUGGAGACAUUCCAGUUUAAAGUAGCCCAGCAAAUCAUGUCUUGCUCUUCUUCUACAUAAAAAUUAGUGACCAGGAAAGGAAUUUUCAAAAACGACGGCAAAUUUGAUUAAUUUUUUUCUCGGUGUACAACGGCAAGAUUUUGGCUCAGUUAAUAUCACAAAAUGAGGCCACUGUACCAUUCAAUAAAGUCAGGAAAGACCUAAGCUAUUACGCUGCCUAUUCACGGAAAGCCUCGAAGUUUGUAAAGGAUGUUUUCUUGAAUUUCUUGUUAUUUAACUAACAGUUUUAUGCUGAUAACCGCCCAAUGACGAAAAUUACUGUUGAAGAUGUGAAAUGCGAGGGGCUGUGGUUGACACACAGGCGGCCCAGACGUAAUAUGUGUCACUGAAUGAAUAUAUUAAUAUUCACAUGAACAAAUUAAUGCGAGGAGUCGUCGAAACUCCCAUGAACUAAAAUAGUCCAAAAGUCAAAAUAUAACAAACUAAAGCUAAGAUACCUUCAACUAAACGUAUCCUUGUCUUUCCUGGCCGGUUUAAGUGGCAUUUUGUUGAGUUUUGCUAUUGUAGGUACUAUCUCAACAAAAUGCCACUUAAACCGGCCAGGAAAGACAAGGAUACGUUCAGUUGAAGGUAUCUUAGCUUUAGUUUGUUUUAUUUUGACUUUUGGACUAUUUUAGUUCAUGGGAGUUUCGACAACUCAUCUCACUAAUUUGUCCAUGUGAAUAUAUUAAUAUAUUCAUUCAGUGACACAUAUUACGUCUGGGCCGCCUGUGGUUGACAAAGCGUUAAAACUGAGCAAUCUCGUACAAAGUUUUCGCGGAGAACUGCUGCUUGGUUUGCACUUUCCCCAAACACUAUAACUGAUUUUUGGAUUUUUGGAUUACGAUUAGCGCUAAUUGUAUGGUCCCCAAAAUAUAACACGUAAUAACAUAUGUAUUAAGGCGUUUCUUAUGACGUCCGUUUGCAGCAUAGUUAAGUUAUUAUUCACUUCUAUCUGAAGUUUUACGUACGCCCAAAACGUGUUAUAUAUGCUGUACUUUGUUAGCUGUAUUUAUUCCCUGAAGAAGUCUCAGUAAGAGGUGAAAGCGUCGGAAAUAAACGAAAAAGCUUGCAACUACAAGAAGCAGGGGCGGAUCUAGGGGGAGGGUGCAGGGGGUGCGCACCCCUACCCCCUGAGAUGACCUGCGGUUUUCUAAUACAACUGGUAUUCUGCAAAAAAAAAACUAUGUGGUUUAUUGGUGUUGAAGUAGAGCAAGAGACGAGUGCACCCCCUCCUAAAAAAAAUCCUGGAUCCGCCCCUGAGAAGUGUUCCUUUGUGCUGCUCACUAGUCUUCGUUAAAAAAUUUAAAAAAAUCGAAAAUUUAUUGAGGUUAUAAGGCUUUCUUGCUUUAGAUGAGAUUGCUCUUUAAAACAACGAACCUUAGCUAAAAUUUAAAAGAAUAAAAUGAAUUGAUGGGAUAAAAUAUGCAUACAUCAACCAAUAUAGUUUAAAAUGGCAAUAAACAGUUGACAUUGAAACUUAGACUAUUGACGAUUUUAUUCUUAGAUUGAUGAUGAAUAGUAGAGUGACUAAUUGCACUAAACAUAAAUUAUUGAUCAGUUGUCUCAUAGUUUUCAGAUGGAUUCCAUUACUUUUGGUCAGAUUUCGCCAAUCGCCUGGCUUAAUUGCUCUAAAACAGAAACAACCAAUAGCCUUACUUGAUUCACACCUCAAAUGAUAUAACCACAUCACGCGCGAACUCUCGCGUGAAUGCAUUGCGACAGAGCCUGUGUAUGGUUACUACGAUGUUGAAGAAUUCAAUUUAUGAUGCUAAUUGGGAAUGGAUAAGAUUCGCAAAGAUCGUCACCAGAGCCAGACCUCAUAUGAUAUGACUACAUCACGCUCGACCUCUCGCAUGAACUCUCGCGUAAAUAAAUUGCGAUACAGCUGGUACAGUUACUACGAUGUUGAAAACUGCAGUUUUGGAUGCUUAUUAGGAAUACAAAAAGUCUUCGCAGAACCCUGAAUCAGUUUGGUUGGGUUUAUGCAAACCUUUCUUUGGUCAAAGAGCUUUUCAAAGUUGUGAACAAAUCGUGAAUUACGUGUUUCCGUAUUUUUUCUCCGUUUUUCUUUACGUAUCUCUCUGCACUUAGUUGAGGCCUUUUACUACUGUCACCUCAGCUUCCUAUGCUUUCGAUUUGCAGCUCUCAGAUCAGACCAUAUUCUUUUGGCGGACCUCCAGACUAUACCCUCAAACCAGUCUAUCAGAACCGCCUCAAGUCAGACCACACCAGACCAAAUCCGACCUCAGAUGAGACCACAACUGACCAUCGUCAGACCCGACCACCACCAAAUCAGACUAUCAGAACAGACCUUCACCGCCACACCAGACCACAGACCACCAUCCCUGACUACUCAGCUUCCAAUCAGUACAGGAUGCCCAGCCUCUUGAGCUGGUACAGGUCAGGUGCACUCUUUAUGGGUUGGGUCAAGGGGGGUAUAUAA
Messenger RNA from Porites lobata, 2762 nucleotides. The record is from the annotation of a GenBank genome assembly. Lineage: Eukaryota; Metazoa; Cnidaria; Anthozoa; Scleractinia; Poritidae.